Messenger RNA from Pistacia vera, 369 nucleotides. NCBI's taxonomy places the organism in Eukaryota, Viridiplantae, Streptophyta, Magnoliopsida, Sapindales, Anacardiaceae. The record is from the annotation of a RefSeq genome assembly.
AUGAUUCAACCUCAAACCCAUUUGAAUGUAGCAGACAACAGCGGGGCCCGAGAAUUAAUGUGUAUUCGAAUCCUAGGAGCUAGUAAUCGCCGAUAUGCUCAUAUCGGUGACGUUAUUGUUGCUGUGAUCAAGGAAGCAGUACCAAAUACGCCUCUACAAAAAUCCGAAGUGAUCAGAGCUGUAAUUGUACGUACUUGUAAAGAACUCAAGCGUGACAACGGUAUGAUAAUACGAUAUGAUGACAAUGCUGCAGUUGUCAUUGAUCAAGAAGGAAAUCCAAAAGGAACUCGAGUUUUUGGCGCGAUCGCACGGGAAUUGAGACAGUUAAAUUUUACUAAAAUAGUUUCAUUAGCACCUGAGGUAUUAUAA